AAAUAGCUGUGCUCCAGCUAAGGCUACAGGAUGUGUUGAAACGUUCAAAGAACAGGUGACUAAUAACAGCCUUAAAAAAAUGACAGCAUCUGACAGACCACUCAGAGCACUACAGGUAAACUCUCCAAUGCAACAGGUGCCUUCAGGUGAUUCAGUUGUGCCUGAUGCACUCAGAUGUCCCAGAGGUAAUCUGCAUAGUAACCUGAGUGAACUUGAGUUUUCAGUGCCAACCCACCAACCAAGUACCAGUGUAAGUGGAAGGCCAAACAAUUUUGUGAAUGAUGGAGUAUCAAGAAUCCAAUCAAAUUUCAGACUAAGAACUCCACUUGUUACCAUGCCAAAAACAGAGAAAUGCAUCAACCAGUGUCUUGCCACAAGUUCCUUUGAAGGUCUUUCAGGUGUAAUUGAACCAGAUCAGCAUAUCCAGUGCUCAACUAUUUACUUAAAGAACAGACGACAAGAUUUACAUGACUAUUCAGAAAGUACUGUCAGGCCUGAGUCUCUGAGCAGGAACUGUGAAACUUCUGUUGAUAAUGCUGAUGUUUGCAUCCAAGAACUUGCAAACCCAAUCAACCUUCAAGGAACUUUACAGACUAGGGCUAGCAAAUGGCAAAAAUAUGAAAUCACAAUAUCUCCAAACAGUAGCAGCUGUAGUACACAAAAUUGUACCUCAGGUGCAGAAGGAAUGUCUGACAGGGCAGCAUUUGAGGAAGAGGAAGAGAGAACACCUGCAAUUCAGGAAAAUGUAAAUGAUUCCUUUUCCGUAGAGCUGAUCAAAGACAGACUGAUCAAACAGCAUGAAAAUAUUUUAAGAGUAAAUGAAACAUGCUCUUUGCCAAUCGUCAGUUCUACUCAUUACCAACACAAUGUACUGAGCAACACAAAUCAUAAUAGGAAAUUGUCAGAGGAUACCUCACUGUCAGAGCUGUGCUUUCCCAGAGCUGAUGUUUCACAAGGAACAAAGGUUCUUAAGAGACAGAUAAUCAUCCCAGCUACCUUCCUCAGUCCUAUCCAUUACCGACAGGUCUUCACAGCAGCAAUAACAGAGCACCUCAAUAUUUGGCUCUUUGACCUAUCUCAGAAACUUCACAAAGCGUUGUCAAAAGUUGACAUAUCCAACUACUCUUCAGCAAAAGGAGGAACUGCUGGUAAAGAGCAAAGUUUUGUCCCACUUUGCCAACAUCAUCAGCCUGCAAAGCUUGUCAUGGUUAAAAAGGAAGGUCCAAAUAAGGGUCGUUUAUUCUAUACUUGUGAUGCCUCAAAAGCUAACCAGUGUAAGUUUUUCAAGUGGUUAGAUGACAUACAAACCACUAAUUUGGAGCAAAAAGUGGAGCCCCAGUCUAAGUUAACGCUAUCUGAUGCCAAGAGUUUAGGUGCCUUCAUCAGAAGUCAGUACAUAUCUCUGUACAGUGAAUGUGUGCUUCAUAUAAGGAAAACAUCUGCUUUUCAAAGAAAGAAGUUCUAUCGUGGCAAGGUGAAAGAAAUGAUAAAUAUAGAAGGGGAUUUGGAAAGUUGCUGUAAAACUAAACUGUACCUUGGCUUAAGCAGGAAAGAGAACUCAUCAGUUUACAAUAAAGAUGACCUCUGGGUUGUAUCAAAAACGUUGAUGUUUGAUGCAUUGGACACGUUCAUCGCACGUAGUGUAUUCUAUGGACCAUCCUCAACAAGUGAAGUCGAGCUUUUGCCACUGAAAGGUUAUUCUCCUUCCAAGUGGCCUUCGGACAUGAUUGUUCAUGCUUUGUUUGUUGGUAAUGCCAGCACUGAACUUAGCUGUCUAAGAAAUCUGCAGGAACAUGUUAACCCAGCUUCUCUUCCUCUGCUGCCACACUUGCUCAAAAUGCCUUGUUAUGAUGAAGCAAUAGUCAAGUCUGGAAGAGGAAGAUUUAUUUCACCUGCGUUAAAAAUGCCCGUGGUAAUGACUGGAUUGUUGUGCAAAGAACGGACAGUUGCAUUGGCAACAGAAAUGAUGCGGAAGUUUCACCUGAAUACAGAUCAGGCAGCUGCAUUCAGACAAGUAGCUAUAAUGAUGGCCAAGGGCGAGAGCCCCCAAGAUCUCAUUCUGUCAGUCACUGUUAUCCAUGGGGUCUAUGGAGCUGGAAAGAGCUAUCUGUUGGCUGUUUUGAUUUUAUUUCUUGUUCAACUUUUUGAAGAUAGUGAAGCAACUGAGGGUCCUAGGCAGGUCCCAUGGAAACUUCUCAUCUCUGCCUCUACUAACGUUGCGGUCGACAGAGUACUGCUUGGGCUUCUUGAGCUAGGAUUUGAUAGAUUUAUCAGAGUCGGAAGCAUUCGGAAGAUUGCCAAACCGAUUUUACCAUAUAGUUUACAUGCAGGUAGUGACAAUGAAGAACUAAGAGAGCUGCAAGCACUUAUGAAAGAAGACCUAACUCUUGUUGAAAAGAUGCACGUGAGAAAAAGUGUUGAGCAACACAAAUUGGGCAGGAACAGAGCUGUGCUGAAGGAGGUGCGAGUGGUAGGAGCCACUUGUGCAGCAUGUCCUUUUCAGUGUAUGAACAACCUGAGCUUUCCAUUGGUGUUACUGGAUGAGUGCAGUCAGAUCACAGAACCAGUUUCUCUCCUUCCUAUUGCAAGGUUUGGAUGUGAAAAGUUGAUCCUUGUUGGCGACCCCAAGCAAUUGCCACCUACAAUUCAAGGCUCUGAAAGUGCUCAUGAAGCUGGCCUAGAACAAACUCUCUUUGACAGAAUGUGCCUGAUGGGCCAUAAUCCCAUUAUGCUAAGGACUCAGUACAGAUGCCACCCUACUAUAAGCGCUAUAACAAAUGAACUCUUCUACAAUGGGAAUCUUAAAGAUGGACUUUCUGCUUCAAAUCUAAACCCUCUGUUGGACUGGUUGCCUACUCUUUGCUUUUAUAAUGUUAAAGGACAUGACCAGCUGGACAGGGAUGGCAGCUGCCAUAAUCUAGAAGAAGCAACAUUCACUGUGAAACUUAUCCAGUCCCUGAUAGCCUGUGGAAUUAAAGGAUCUAUGAUUGGAGUGAUAACAUUGUACAAAUCUCAGAUGCACAAGUUAUGUGGAAUGCUUGACUACACUGCAAAAUGUGACCCUGCUGAGAUUAAAGCUGUACACAUUUCAACAGUUGAUGCGUUCCAAGGAGCAGAGAAGGAGAUUAUUAUAUUGUCCUGUGUGAGGACUCGUCACGUUGGGUUCAUAGACUCGGAGAAGCGCAUGAAUGUAGCACUUACCAGAGGGAAAAGACACCUGCUGAUAGUAGGCAAUCUGACUUGUCUAAGAAACAACAGAUUGUGGAAAAGAGUUAUUCAUCACUGUGAAGUGAGAGAAAAUGGCUUGAAACAUGCGUAUCGAUGUGAACCAGAACUGGACCAGAUCAUAAAAUGUUAUAGUGAACAGACGGCGGCCGAGAAAGGACAGAAAAAUCUGAAGUCCAGAAGCAAGCCAGUUCUCCCUGAAGAGGGCAACAAAGUUGUUAAUACCACCGAACAGGCUGAAGGAGAUAAAAUGUCUGAUGUGCAAGAUUGCACAGAUUAUCUAAACAGAUAGACUACUUCAAGUGGAAAACGAGAACAAGAUGUCAAUAUCAAGAACAUUGAGCAGAAUGACAACAGCAAGACUGCACUAAGGCAAUGCAAGUAAAUCAAUCUAAAAAGUAAAUGUAACUGGAGUUUGAAAAAUCAAACAGAAAUUAAUGUUGAGGAUUAUGGAUAACUUUUUGCCUCCUCUCCCAUUAUAAACAACAACACAAAAUGUGGAUUAGUCUGACGAGGAGUGGUUGGAGACUUUUCCUGACAACAGGAAAGAAUGAUGUUAUGGGUGUAUUUAAUUGUACUUUUGUAAAUAUAAUGUAACAUUUUUGUAAUUAGACUGUAUCAAAUAAGAAUUAGACCUAUAUGUUGUCAUUUGUCAUUUUAUUUAACAAUAUCUGCAUGUAAAUACAAGACUCCACAGAAAGGUUAGACAUUUCUCUCAACUAUAGUUCUGCAAAAUUGAUUUUGAUUUUUCUCUUAUUUAAUGUAUAUUUGGAUUAACCUGCAAAGAUAAUUGAUAAUGGGAAGACUAAGGACUCCCAGGUCAACGAAAAACUCCUAGUUUUUCAUAUUGUGAACAAGUUAUAGCUUAUCAUUUUAUGGAAGACGCUUUCUGCAGAUAAAAUCAAUUACUCUGCGUUGGAAACAAGUUUUAGAGGAGAAAGAAUAAAUACAAAUCCACCGGUGUACUCUUGUAUAUGUUUUUAUUUUAAAAUUAAUCAAUCAUAAAUCUUUUGAAUUACCAACUAUGUCACAAGCUAGAUGAGAACCAAUCCAACUGUAAUAAACAGAUGUGAGUGACCAACAGCCACCUGUUGAAGGGACCAGUGAUAAAAUCGCAGGACCACUUCUAAAGAUUUAUUUAUUUUUGUGUAAGAUAAAAACUUCAGAUAUAUUGCUACUUAGGCACCUUACAACAGUGUACCCAUAAGUACUUAAUUAUUUGUUGAAGUGGAAAGGAAUCGAUGUUCAUAUUAUGUAAAAUGUUCAAGAAAAUUAUUUAAACUUCUCAUAACAAUAACUAUAAUAAAUGUUAUGGAAUAUACCAAUAGAAAAUAAAAUCUUAAAUGUUGAUAAAUUAUCUGGAUUGUGCAGAACACUUUGAGAAAUAAAAAUUGAUGAAAUAUCUAUUCCUGUUAUCACUUCCAAUUGUUUGUUUUAUUCUAAAGACAGAAAUAAAAAUGUUCACUCAUUG
Rhincodon typus (whale shark) is the source of this 4696-nucleotide messenger RNA. Its product is annotated as protein ZGRF1. Gene Ontology annotation, molecular function: helicase activity; zinc ion binding. Gene Ontology annotation, cellular component: nucleus; site of double-strand break. Gene Ontology annotation, biological process: double-strand break repair. The record is from RefSeq and is a predicted model, not a curated record. The coding region runs from base 80 to 3517 and encodes 1145 amino acids. NCBI's taxonomy places the organism in Eukaryota, Metazoa, Chordata, Chondrichthyes, Orectolobiformes, Rhincodontidae. The transcript is spliced from 22 exons.